Molecule: messenger RNA, 975 nt
Organism: Acanthocheilonema viteae
Lineage: Eukaryota; Metazoa; Nematoda; Chromadorea; Rhabditida; Onchocercidae
Source: the annotation of a GenBank genome assembly
AUGGCAAUUUCACCAUUUCAUCGAUGCUAUUAUUAUGGUACUUCUCAAACAUCGUUCAUUAAAGCAGCAAUUGGUGAUAGAUUAUGUGCAAUUGUCAGUAGACAACGAUUUGAAGGGCAAUUUGUUGCAUUAAUUAUUCCAAAAGAUCCAAUUCAAUCGGAUGAAUUCAGCACAUCAAUUGAUAUUUCCAUGUAUGUCAAUAAUAUGAAUUCUGAACUUCAAGCAGCAUUAUCAUUGAAUAUUUGCCAUUAUAUAGCACCAUUUUUUUCACGUAAUGAUCGUGACCUAUGCUUUUUAACUGUUGAUAGCUUGACGUUAAAUAUCGAACCAUUAAAUGUUAGCUGCUUGAAUUUAUGCAGUUAUAAGUGGUAUUCACAAGAUGCGGCAGCUGAUGAAAUUAGUGGUUUUCCGCGAGAUGAGUAUCAACAAACACCAAUUCUCGUCGAUUGUUUCAUUUGUCAGAAUGGCAAUCAACAGAUCGGCUUGGUUGCACGUUAUCGAACACCAUCAAAUCAUUGGCGUUGGCAAAUUUGUUCCGUCCUUCAAUGGAUGCAAAUGCGUUUCGUACGAUUAUUUUUUCUAAGCAUGGAUUUGCAGGUGGAAACGUUUGGAAAGAUUGUUCUACAUUUCACAACAUUUCUUAGCUAUCUCAGAGAUCGUUUAGUAUUACGACCAUAUGCCAGACUGGGAAUUCUAAAUUUAAAAUCCUGGAAAUGGAUCGAUCACUCCUAUAUGUUGAAAGAUAUUCAUUAUAUUGACCAGUUAACAGAUUUAGCAUCAGAGAGCGGGCAAAUUGUUUCAUUCAUUUCGCAGACGUGGGCUGAAAACGAAUGCGAACAGAGUAUACGCCUCGGAAAAUCUUCCGUAUCCAUCAUGUCACUAUUUUCAAUCGCUGAUUUUGAACUUCGGCGUCAAGGAAGCCUUGACUUAUGCAAUUUUCGUCGCCAAUUCUUUAAACAUGUUAGAAAUAUCUGA